Helianthus annuus (common sunflower) is the source of this 1542-nucleotide messenger RNA. RefSeq lists its product as uncharacterized. The record is from RefSeq and is a predicted model, not a curated record. Lineage: Eukaryota; Viridiplantae; Streptophyta; Magnoliopsida; Asterales; Asteraceae. The transcript has 4 exons. The coding region runs from base 1 to 1542 and encodes 513 amino acids.
AUGCCGCCCGGACGUGACACAGACACUAACACGUUACCAAGGACAGAAGCCGAGCUUCAGGAAUGCUUAUCGCAGGCAAUUGCACAGCACGAGGCCAACCGCUCAGAACACAGCGGUGGCACUUCUGGAAAUAACCCUCCAACUGGCUGUACUUAUAAGCAAUUUCUGGAUUGCAAACCCCUAAACUUUGAUGGCACGGGAGGUGCCGUCGCUUUUGUUCGCUGGGUUGAAAAGACCGAUUCCAUGCUAAGAAUGAGCAAAUGUGCACUUGAACAGAGAGUCACUUAUAUUUCUAGGUUGUUUUUGGAUGGUGCACUCUCCUGGUGUAACCUCCAAGUUCAAACUCUUGGCGAAACUGCUGCAUACGCGUUCAGCUGGGAUGAGCUUAAGGAAUUAAUGCGCAAGAAAUAUUGUUCAAGAGCUGAAAUCCAGAAACUGGAAACCAAAUUCUGGAAUCUGAAGAUGGAUGGACCAAAGGUUGCCGAGUAUCUUCAGCGUUUUCAUGAUUUAUCAAUGGUCGUUCCCUAUCUUGUCGAGCUAGAAUUCAAGAGAAUCGAGCGGUUUAUUUGGGGACUUGCGCCUCAAAUCCUGAGCAUGGUUACUGCCGCAAAGCCUCCAACCAUCGCAGAGGCUAUCAAUUUGAGCGUUACACAUACUGAAGAAGCUCUUCAUAUGGGAAAGUUUUCGAAAUCUGAGAUAAACAAGAAAGUGACUCACGUGGAGUCUUCGGGCGACAACAAAAGAAAGUUUUCAAACCUGAAGAAAGACACUCAAGUAAGUCAUGACAACUCAAAUACAAACAAAAGAAGGGAAGUAAACCCGCCUCGUGACAUAAAAGCUUAUGGAGCCGCCAAUAAGGCCAAGGGAAAGGUUUAUCUGGGGACUAAACCGAGAUAUGACGAAUGCGAGUUUCACCAUGAAGGUCGAUGCCUGAGACCUAAGUGUGACAGAUGUGGGACACAGCAAGGAUGCAUAGUUGGGCAAGAUAUCCCAACCGAGGAAGAAACGAUAGCUACAACCAAGGCGGAAACAACAAUGGUAGAGUUCCAGGUUGCUUCAAUUAUGGUGACGUGGGGAACUUUAGAAAAGAUUGCCCCAAGAAGAACCAAGCGAGGAAGAGAGUUCACGAUCAGAGCUCAUGAAGCACGCCAUGAUCCCAAUGUGGUUACGGAGAGCGGGAAUUUUCUAUUACCUGUUGACUUGGGAAGUCAUGAUGUUGUAGUCAACAUGGAUUGGCUACCCAAGAAUAGAGCCGAAGUUGCGCAGAAGUGCCUCCGAAAGUGGUGCAUAGCCAUCCUUGCUCAUAUUGUCGAUAAGGAGACCAAGGAGCCGAAGCCAGAAGACAUCCCCGCUGUGAAGGAAUUUCCAGAAGUCUUUCCUGAAGACUUGCUUGGGUUGCCUCCACAGAAACGAAUGGAGUUUCGGACAGACCUAGUGCCAGGAGCGGCACCAGUGGCGAAGGCACCUUAUCGAUUAGCUCCGUCUGAGAUGCAAGAACUAUCGACUCAACUACAAGAGCUGCUAGACAAAGGAUUCAUCUGA